AUGAAGGCCCAGGGCCAGACGAAGUCGGGCUCUUCGCCUUUGUACUCUGUGUUCCGCCAUGUACGGUACGAGAACCUGGUGGCGGGCGUGAGCGGCGGCGUCCUCUCCAACCUGGUGCUGCAUCCGCUGGACCUCGUGAAGAUCCGCUUCGCCGUGAGUGACGGACUGGAAGUGAGACCCAAGUACAAGGGGGUCGUCCACUGCUUGACCUCGAUCUGGAAAAUGGAUGGUAUACGAGGUCUCUACCAAGGAAUCACUCCCAACGUGUGGGGUGCGGGCCUGUCCUGGGGACUCUACUUUUUCUUCUAUAAUGCCAUUAAAUCGUACAGGACAGAGGGGAGAACGGAACGGCUCAAGGCGACAGAAUACCUGACUUCAGCCGCGCAGGCUGGGGCCAUGACGCUGUGUAUCACAAACCCAUUGUGGGUAACAAAGACACGGCUGAUGCUACAGUACGAUCACAGCCCCCAGGAGAGGCGCUACACGGGCAUGAUAGACACGCUGGUGAAGAUCUAUAAAAACGAGGGGUUCCGCGGAUUAUACAAGGGAUUUGUGCCCGGGCUGUUGGGGACAUCCCAUGGAGCCCUUCAGUUCAUGGCAUACGAAGUGCUCAAAGUGAAGUACAAUAAACAUAUCAAUAGAUUGCCCGAUGCACAGUUGAGCACCAUAGAGUAUGUAUCUACUGCGGCUUUGUCAAAAAUAUUUGCUGUGUCAGCAACGUAUCCCUAUCAAGUAGUGAGAGCCCGACUUCAAGAUCAACACAUUUAUUACCGCGGUGUAUUUCAUGUAAUCAAGAGGACAUGGAGCAAAGAAGGCAUUCAUGGAUUUUACAAAGGAAUUGUCCCUAAUUUGAUUACAGUGACUCCAGCCUGUUGUAUUACCUUUGUAGUUUAUGAAAAUGUCUCCCAUUUUCUAUUUGACCUUGGAGAAAGAAAAAAGCAAACUUAA
This is a messenger RNA of Dromiciops gliroides (monito del monte), 948 nucleotides long. RefSeq names its product mitochondrial folate transporter/carrier-like. Bases 1 to 948 code for a protein of 315 amino acids. Gene Ontology annotation, cellular component: mitochondrion. Gene Ontology annotation, biological process: nucleotide transport; folate import into mitochondrion. The transcript has a single exon. Gene Ontology annotation, molecular function: folic acid transmembrane transporter activity; FAD transmembrane transporter activity. The record is from RefSeq and is a predicted model, not a curated record. Lineage: Eukaryota; Metazoa; Chordata; Mammalia; Microbiotheria; Microbiotheriidae.